This is a messenger RNA of Phytophthora nicotianae INRA-310, 255 nucleotides long. RefSeq lists its product as hypothetical. NCBI's taxonomy places the organism in Eukaryota, Oomycota, Peronosporomycetes, Peronosporales, Peronosporaceae. The record is from RefSeq and is a predicted model, not a curated record. The transcript is spliced from 2 exons. Bases 1 to 255 code for a protein of 84 amino acids.
AUGCGGCCAGCUCAACUCGCCGGCCUCGGGCACGAGCAGGCCGCGGUUGGCCGCCAGGCCGGUGAGCACCGCCUGUUCGAAGGAGAGGCCGCGCACGAGGCUAGUCACGGCGGGCUAGGCAACGCAGAAACACCAGCAGACGAUCGUCAAGGCCAAGACGGCUGGAGUAUGCUCAAGACCAAGAUGGCGGUGACAGGGCCCGUGGCCGAGCGGAACUAUACCAUGGGGCUUAAUGCCCAGCCGAGUAGUGCUUGA